AUUAUUAUGAUAAACUUGCUUGUAAUGUAAUUUAUCCAAGAAGAGUACUAUUGUCGUUGGCUGCGAAAUUUCGUUGGUGGCUUCUGUAUUUUUAAAUUCUGGUUUCCUUGACCACGUUAUCAUCUAUAAUCAUUUGAAGGCUGACGCUUGGUUGGGCGAGGCACAAGUCUGGUAAAGUCUGGAGGGUGUGGAUAGAUGAGAACAUUGGCACUGAGAUGGUGAUUACUAUCAAGAAAUUGAACCCAGAAAAGACUAUGCAAACAUUUCAAGAAUCUCAGAGAGAGAGACAGAUGGAAAAAGGGAAAGUAGGUUUUUCGGUGAUGGCGUUGUUGGUCCUGCUAAGUCUGAUUUUGGGGUCUUCAGCUGCUACAAGUGAUGAUAGGCAGCAAAGGUGGAGAAAGGCAAUGCUAUCUGAAGAAAUGACGUCGUCAAUGAUGCUCAAUGGAGCUGAAUCAAUUGUUUUUCCACUUCACGGGAAUGUUUAUCCUGCUGGAUAUUAUAAUGUUACUCUAAAUAUAGGGAAACCAUCAAAGCCCUACUUUCUUGAUAUAGACACAGGAAGUGACCUCACAUGGCUCCAAUGUGAUGCUCCCUGUCGCCAAUGUACUGAGGCACCUCAUCCACUUUACAAACCCAGUAAUAACCUAGUAGUUUGCAAGGAUCCUCUCUGUGCAUCUUUGCAGCCACCAGAUGGCCGCCAAUGUGAAGACCCAAAGCAGUGUGAUUAUGAGGUUGAGUAUGCGGAUGGUGGAUCAUCCCUUGGUGUUCUUGUCAAGGAUGUCUUUCCUCUUAACUUCACAAAUGGAAAGCGGCUUAAUCCUCUUCUAGCCCUCGGGUGUGGAUAUGAUCAGCUUCCAGGUAGAUCUCCUCAUCCCUUGGAUGGAAUACUGGGCCUCGGCAGGGGAAUAUCUAGCAUUCCAUCGCAGCUUAGUAGCCAAGGUUUGGUGCAAAAUAUUGUUGGCCACUGUUUAAGUGGGCGUGGUGGAGGAUUUCUCUUCUUUGGAAAUCAGGAUACCUAUGAUUCUUCUCGAGUAGCUUGGACACCAAUGUCACGCGAUCUUUUGAAAUACUACUCACCUGGAUUGGGGGAAUUAAUAUUUGAUGAGAAAUCUACUGAGAUCAGAAAUUUACUUACAGUUCUUGACAGUGGAAGCUCUUUUACUUACAUGAAUUCGCAGGCAUAUCAAGAAUUAUUAUUUUUGUUGAAGAAAGAAUUAUCAGGAAAGCCCUUAGGUGAAACACCGGAUGAUCAAACACUGCCACUUUGUUGGAAAGGGAAGAAGCCUUUUAAAAGCAUUCAUGAUGUCAAGAAAUUCUUCAAGACCUUUGCGUUGAGCUUCACAAGCAAUGGGAGAAAGUUUGAAUUCCCCCCAGAAGCGUAUCUGAUCAUAUCAUCCGAGGGAAAUGCUUGCUUGGGAAUUCUAAAUGGUACAGAAGUAGGGCUGGGCGAUCUAAAUGUCAUUGGUGACAUAUCAAUGCAAGACAGAAUGGUGAUUUACAACAAUGAGAAGCAAGUGAUUGGGUGGGCCCCUGCAAAUUGUGAUCGGCUUCCCAAGCCCAAAAGGAAAUUUAUUUGGUAAUAAUGAUGAUCUCAUUAUCAUAAGGUAGCAUCACAGAAAUCUUCUGUGUAUCUUUAUAAAAAGUGCUGUGUUUAUGUUUGAUAUGACAAUAAGCUGUACAAGAGAGACACCCCAUAAUUAUAAUUGGGGAUAUAUGCAAUUUUUAAUUUACAAAAAUAUAAUGUAUUAAGGUGCACAAAUUUGCCAAGCACAUUUACAUAUAGUUAUUUUGGGGUCAGGAAUUGCCCAGAAUUGAAA
Messenger RNA from Hevea brasiliensis (rubber tree), 1817 nucleotides. RefSeq names its product aspartic proteinase Asp1. The transcript has 9 exons. NCBI's taxonomy places the organism in Eukaryota, Viridiplantae, Streptophyta, Magnoliopsida, Malpighiales, Euphorbiaceae. Gene Ontology annotation, biological process: proteolysis. Bases 216 to 1580 code for a protein of 454 amino acids. Gene Ontology annotation, molecular function: aspartic-type endopeptidase activity. The record is from RefSeq and is a predicted model, not a curated record.